AUUCGACAUGUAUCGUGCGAUACACGAAGCCGAAGUGUUAAACAAUUGUCGAGUGUUUUUCUCUUUUGUUCUCGUUGUAUCGCCUGUUCUGUGUGUCUGCGCUUGCUUGUGUAUUUCACAUUUGUUGGUGCACUGGCGCUGUGGGCACGCUAUUUCGUUUGUCAAACGUAGCGCGUAUCACAUACGGACUGAAACAAUGAUAGUAGGAUUUUUUCAACAUUCACACACUGAAACUGAACACGAACAUACACACCAGUGCAUCGACACGCAUACAUUGGUGCGAGAGCCAAGUUAAUAGUUUUCUUGUUCCAGCACACACAGCGACAACAAAAUCAAAAGCAAAGGCAAAUACAAGAGAAGUGAAGUAGCAUAGCAGAAUAAGAAGAAAGAACGAACGGCAAAAAGUACAUACUGAUGAUGUUCGAACGUCCAUAUUAACAACUCUCUACGCACACACCGAUGCACAUUCGUCAAUCGCAAAUGACGACGACGACUACCAAGAAAAAAAGAAGAAGGCAAAAAACGAGCCGUCGAAUCGUCGAGAUAUACGGGAAAAAAAUUAAAACGAUCACAGUGCAAGACAACAAAAACUCAUAGAAAAAGACCAAGAGUCAGUAUUAAAGAGCUGUCGAGAGUAACACAUAGAGAGAGAGAGAGAGAGAGAGAGAGAAAAAGAGAACAAGACGUUUUCGUUUGCUUGGGAGAAGCAGCAAAAAACCAAUUGUGUGUUGUUUACAGGGUUAUUACCUGAACCAAACAACAAACAACUAGUAAAAUGCUAUAAGUGUAGAGUGUUUGUCUUUGCUUGCAUUUUGUGCAUGUUGACGACGACGACGACGACGAGAAAAAAAUUGAAUGUUAAACAACAACAAUAACAACAGCAACCAAAAAUUGUGUAUGAUGAAGUGUUCUUGCGUUCGAUUCAUGUCGUUUCGCGUCUCUCAAUUUGACACAUCGAACACCCAUUGAAGUGUAUAUAUCAGCUAUAGUCUGAAGAAUUCAAUUUCCAUGUAUACACACAAUCGGAGAAGAAGUGCAAAAAAAUAUCAAAUCGAAUUGUGAAAAGAAGAGCAUUGCAAAUAAAAUAAAUACACGCACUGAGUGGCUUAUUCAUCAUAAGUCACAGCGGCUGUACACUUUUUUACAGCGGUGGUGUGUGGCGUAUUUUGAGCAGCUAAAAAAAGUCUCAUACACACCGAACAACAUCAACAGUUUUACAAAUUCAUCCAAUCUCAUUCUUCACUCUCAUAAAUUGUAAUAUUAUUUUUAAUGUGUGCAUGAAAUCAAAGUGAAUCGAUUAGACGCGUAAACGACACGAUGGAGGAAACAAAAGUUAUCUAUUAUAUUGACGAUGAGCAAACACCAUACUUAGUCAAAAUUCCGUUGUCAUCGUCUCAAGUCACACUACGGGAUUUCAAAAUGGUUCUAAACAAGCAGAGCUGUAACUAUAAGUACUUUUUCAAAUCAGUCGAUGCCGAUUUCGGAGUGGUGAAAGAGGAAAUAGUCGAUGAAUCAACAGUGUUGCCCGUGUUCAAUGGUCGAGUUAUAUCAUGGCUGGUGACUGCUGAUGGUUCAAAUCAAUCGGACAAUUGUUCGGAGGUGCCGCAUAGUGAGCAGGGCAACGGAGUAGGAAAUUUGCAAACGCUACGGAAACCACUUGGACUGGGUGGCGGCGGCGGAGUAACCGGAAACGCAAAUUUGAAUGCAUAUCAGCAGCACCAAAUGAACAUCCCACCGAAUCCGUUGACAUAUCAGAGUGCGUCGGUGAUGUCAAGCGAUUUGGAUGCGACCAGUUUAUUCGAAACAGAAAGUGAAAUUACGUUAGAUAGAGAUAUGACUGAAUGCAGCAGUGUACAUCGAUUGCAAGUGCGAAAAAAACCGCAACGUCGGAAGAAACGAGCGCCCAGCAUGAGCCGAACAUCUAGUUAUAGCUCAAUUACCGAUUCAACGAUGUCACUGAACAUAAUCACCGUUUCAAUUAAUAUGGAAGCGGUGAAUUUCUUAGGAAUAUCAAUUGUUGGGCAAUCAAAUCGCGGUGGUGACGGCGGCAUUUAUGUUGGAAGCAUUAUGAAAGGUGGUGCUGUUGCUCUGGACGGCCGUAUAGAACCGGGUGACAUGAUUUUACAGGUCAACGAUGUUAAUUUCGAGAACAUGACAAAUGACGAAGCGGUGCGCGUGUUGCGUGAAGUUGUGCAGAAACCAGGUCCUAUAAAAUUAGUUGUAGCAAAAUGUUGGGAUCCAAAUCCCAAAGGAUACUUUACAAUACCGCGAACGGAACCGGUACGGCCAAUUGAUCCGGGUGCUUGGGUGGCCCAUACGCAAGCGGUAACUGCCCAAGAAUCGAUCGGUUAUCAUCCCGAAAUCGUAAGUAUGCAUGGGCAUAUGCACGGCACUGGAAUUGGCAGUUUGGCUGGAACAAUGACCAAUCAACUACAAAACCCAUCGCUAAUGAUCCAAGAGCGUCUGAAUCGAAAUAACCUCGAGGAAAUUGUGAAGGCGAUGACCAAAGCCGAUAGUGGGUUAGAGGUACGGGAUCGUAUGUGGUUGAAAAUUGUUAUACCAAACGCAUUUAUUGGUGCUGAUGCAGUGAAUUGGGUGUUGGCCAAUGUUGAUGGCGUAAAUGAUCGGCGCGAGGCGAGACGCAUCGUUUCAUCGAUGCUGCGAAACAAUCUAAUCAAGCACACAGUCAACAAGCUCAAUUUUUCCGAGCAAUGCUACUAUGUGGUGGGUGAUGGAUCGAGACAGAUGCGAAUAGGCCCUGAACUGGACACUGAUAGCCUGGCAAGUGAUAUAGCUCCACUUCCUAAUCCACCUGUGUACAUGCCCUACUCAGGAACAUACAAUACAAGUCAUGGAUAUCAACCAAUUCAAUACGGUCAUGGCGAACGUCACAUAUCAUCCGGCUCAUCUAGUUCGGAUGUACUAACUAGCAAAGACAUUUCUGCAUCGCAAAGUGACAUUACAUCGAUCAUUCACCAAACAAAUCAAAUGACUAUAACAAACGGAUCGAAUAAGUCAUCGGGUUCGUCGCAUCGUGAACACUUGGCUUGUAGUUCAAAUGGGAAUCAUGAUGAGGACAAAUAAAAUUGGUAUUGAUCACAGUUGACUCAAAUAAAUUACUCAAAAUCAACGAAAAAAACGGUAUCGCCAAAAUGUGGAUAUGGAAAGUUGCGAUCAGUUGAAAAGCUCGAAUUUGGAUGGUUUUUGGAAUGCGUCGCAUAACGCCAAAAUUAAAAAUUUGCUUCAGCUGAAAAAAGAGUUAACAUACAAACCACUAAUUUCAUAUUUUAAUUGCUGCCGCAAAAUAGUUAGAGAGCAAAAGAGGGCGAGAAAAAAAACAAAACAAAGAAAAUGAUACCAUUUUUUCGCGAAUUUUUUAUACGAAAUGAAAAAAAAUAAGUCGUAACAAUAGUGAUUUUAUGAGCAAAGCCAAGUUCCCAAAAAACGAAACGAAAAACAACUAAAUUUUUGUACGGAUUUUUGCCACAAAUUAUUAUCCAAGACUCACACAAUCAGGGGGAAAAAACAUAAAAUUUCACUCUCAAAUCUAAUGCGAAUGGUUCGUUUUUUUCUUCGUGGACCAGAUAUGAUUCCGUUGAGCCAUUCAAAAGAGGAAAAUAACAAUAAAUUCUAAAAUGCCAUGUUUAAAAACUACUAUUUUAUAAGAAAAUAAAUGGGAGAUGACACAAACACCUACUAUAUAUAUACAUACAUAAAUAUUUUAAUCAUCCUUUUUCGCGUAUUUCGGCUUCAAAGGAAAUGUUGAACAAAAUAACACAACACUACACACGCAGUCCUUUAUUUAUGCAUAUAAUCGUAACAUGUGUACAUUUAAAAGAAAAAUCUAGGUUUUAAACAAGAAAAAGUGAAGAAGCAGAGAUGAAAAAUGUUUUUUUUAUCUUCCACUUGAAAGGAAAAAAUAACAUUGUGAAACAUUGUUUAUAACCUUUUUUAAAUAUAUUUUUUCGUUUCAUAUCUCUCGGUAAGUGUAUUGAAAAAAAAAAUCAAGAAAAAAUAUUUUAUGUUGAAUCCAACCAUGCUUUUGAGAAGAUAGUUGAUUCGUUUAGUCAGUCUUUCGUUAAUGUUUUAAAAUCCUUUUUUAUUUGGUCUUUAAAAAAAAGUAGACGUAUCGUAAGCCUAUCGAACAUAAAAAAAUGAAGUUAAAUGUUGUUAGUUUAACGAUCAGAAAUCAGAAAUGCUAGAAAUAUUGAGAAAGAAAAGAAUGUGCAAAGAAUGAAAAAAAAAAACUUCCGAAUAUUUAUGUGUGACAUAUUUGUUGUCACUCCAUAUCUGCGCAAAAAGUGAAAUUAAAUCAAGAAAACGAGAGAAAACGAACAAUUGCAAAUAUUGAUAGCAAACUCGAAUUUUUGAUAAAUCCUAAGAUUCGAUUCGGAAUCUAUUUUGCUUCAAAUAUUUUGAUGACAAAAGCACAAAAAAAGUGUCCGUAACCAAAAUAUUGCAAUUUUUCACAUAAAAUCAAUGGCCUAUAUAGGAAAGAGUCAUAUCCACUGGAUAAAAUAGUAAAAUCACUGAACAAAAACAUGAAAAAAAAAAUUGAAUAGAAAAUCUCCAAGGCCGUUUUGAAUUUUUAUAAAUAAAUAAGAAGUUUAACGCAAACCGUUUCGGAAAUUAAACAUGAAAUGCAUAAGAAAAUACACACAGGGUAAAAAAUGAUGAUGAUGCGCGCAUUCAAUUCCAAUUUUAUAUUCAAAUAAUAAGGAACAACAAAUGCAAUGAAACGAUAAAAAAAAUAAUCCACACACACUCAGUUAAAAUUUAACGUACACACCAAACCACACAAAAUGGCUUUUAAUUCACCAGAUUGAGGGAGAAAGAAAAAAAAACGAAACAUAAAACAAGCACAUGCAACUAAGACGGAAAUUGCGGCAUGUGAGUAAAAAACAGCAAAACAAGUGUACAUUUUCAACUAUCAACUUAAAAGAAACAGAUGAAGCAACCGAAAAUGAAGAGAAAAGAAA
Sitodiplosis mosellana (orange wheat blossom midge) is the source of this 4979-nucleotide messenger RNA. RefSeq names its product segment polarity protein dishevelled (gene dsh). Gene Ontology annotation, molecular function: frizzled binding. Gene Ontology annotation, cellular component: cytosol. The transcript has 9 exons. Gene Ontology annotation, biological process: canonical Wnt signaling pathway; intracellular signal transduction. NCBI's taxonomy places the organism in Eukaryota, Metazoa, Arthropoda, Insecta, Diptera, Cecidomyiidae. The coding region runs from base 1318 to 3084 and encodes 588 amino acids. The record is from RefSeq and is a predicted model, not a curated record.